This is a messenger RNA of Aegilops tauschii subsp. strangulata, 3135 nucleotides long. The record is from RefSeq and is a predicted model, not a curated record. Lineage: Eukaryota; Viridiplantae; Streptophyta; Magnoliopsida; Poales; Poaceae.
UUUGCCCGGUGACCCGCAGUCAGUCGGCCGGCGGCGCAGCUGUGCGGAGGGGUCGUGUGCUAGCAGGGCAGUCCGCCUCUGCUAAUAACUUCCUCCCGAGGUGGUUGGUGCUCGCCGGGGAUCGGAAUCAAUGGCGAGCUGUUCGAUGAAAUGCUAAGUCAGCUCCGGCCAAGACUCUUGGUUCAACAGGAUGUGGAUGGCGCCUGGGCGGGCCGAGCAGCAUUGAGGUAAACUUUCUUUUCUCCCCUGUUUUCGAAAUUGCCAUUAUCUGGUUUCGUGAAGACCUGCGGCGAGGCUGCUUCCGCGACCUCGAGGGCUUCAGCCUACCCAACGCACUCUGUCCACGGAAUCCGUUGGUGGGCAAUGGCCGUAUCUCCUUGCCCCGGAUGGCACGGUGCGACCAAUGACCAACAUAUUGACCGAUGCCUCCAGUCCACCAAGGUCAUUGUUGGCAUAGACAGGUUGGACACGAUUUCCAAAUAAUACAAAAGAUUACCACAUAACUCUUUAACAUCCACCGGCCCAGCUGUUCACAAUGGCAUAGAUUUUCCAGAGAAGAGUGCGCGCUAAAUAGGCCCCUUCUCCUUGCACCAAAGAGACAUGUUUGCAAGAUGGGGCUGUUCUCCUCUUCUCCUUUCCAAAAAGCAAAGUUAUGCACCAGUAUUGCAGCAUUAACACUCCAGCUUAUAGUGGCAACAUUAGCAGCUCCAAUAGCCUUGCCUGGUUGCCCGGAGGUAUGUGGCAGCAUAGCUGUCCCCUACCCUUUCGGCCUCCGGCAAGGGUGCUUCCGCGCGGGCUUCAACCUCACGUGCGACGAUACGCACCAGCCACCGAAGCUGUUGGUGGGUGAUGGCGCGGAAGUGGUUGAUAUUUCUCUCACGGAUGGUACGGUGCGGAUCCACAGCAAGAUGGUGAGUAUCUGGCUGAACACAAGCUCUAAUCAAUCAGAUGGCAUGUGGUCCGCUGGCCUGACGGAUGAGGCCCCCCUGAGAGUGUCCAUCGGUCACAACCGGUUCGUUGCUAUGGGAUGCAAUGUCUUAGCCAGCCUCUUUGCCUCUUUUGGCGACUAUCUUAGUGUCUGUGCCGUGUAUUGUGCUGACGGACCGGGGGUGAGCGACACCUCAUGUUCUGGUGUUGGCUGCUGCCAGACACCCAUCGCACGGCUAGAUUUCCCGUCCUAUGACCUCCAGUUUGGUGCUUUGAACCGGAGAACCGGUGAUUCGUUGGGAUAUGGAGCGGUGUUCAUAGCUGACCAAGAGUGGUUGACCGGAGAGGGGCCCAUGCUGCAGUUGAAUUACUUUGACAACCCACAUAAGAUUGUUGAUUCCACGUUGAUUCCAACGGUGCUAGAAUGGUCGCUUCAUGUGGGAUAUGAUGGGCAGUUGUACUGGGGAUGGGAUGACUUUGACUUAUAUGAACACAGGGGAUCCAUAAGUGUAAACUGCUUCAUAGUCGCAGAUGGUCUUUAUAUCCAAAAGGCACGGUGCAACUGCUCCAAAGGAUACGAGGGCAACCCUUACAUCGCAAAUGGAUGCCAAGAUAUUGAUGAGUGCCAACGGCCAGAUAUUUAUCCAUGCCAUGGAACCUGCAUCAAUGUGCCGGGGACGUACCGAUGCCUUGCAAAGAAAGGUAUCACGAGCCUCCCAGAUAUUGAUGAGUGCCAACGGCCAGAUAUUUAUCCAUGCCAUGGAACAUGCAUCAAUGUGCCGGGGACGUACCGAUGCCUUGCAAAGAAAGGUAUCACGAGCCUCCCAGGUCUGAUUACUGUAAUUGCAAUUAGUGCUGGUUCUGGCAUACUGUUUGCACUUCUGGGUAUUGCCAAAAUCACCAAUAAACUCAAGCAACGAAGAGCCAAGAAGUUGAGACAAAAGUUCUUCAAGAAAAAUCAUGGAUUGCUUCUGCAACAGCUAAUCUCUUCAAACAAAGACAUAGCAGAAAGAACGAGGAUUUUCAGCUUGGAAGAGCUGGAGCAAGCAACCAACAAAUUUGACCAGAAUCGCAUCCUUGGUGGCGGUGGCCAUGGCACUGUCUACAAAGGCAUCUUAUCUGAUCAACAUGUGGUGGCCAUCAAGAAGGCUAAAAUUGUAGUUCAAAGGGAAAUCGACCAGUUCAUAAAUGAGGUUGUCAUACUUUCACAGACAAACCAUAGGAAUGUGGUGAAUCUUUUUGGUUGCUGCCUCGAGACAGAAGUUCCUCUACUUGUUUACGAGUUUAUAUCAAAUGGAACUCUCUCAUUUCAUCUCCAUGGCCAAAGUGAGAAGCCUUUGUCAUGGAAAGAUAGAUUGAAAAUUGCAUUGGAGACUGCAAGGGCUAUUGCAUAUCUGCACUCUGCUGCUUCCAUAUCAGUAUACCAUAGAGAUAUCAAAUGCGCAAAUAUAUUGCUUACUGAUACUUUAACAGCAAAAGUAUCAGAUUUUGGAGCUUCAAGGUCAAUUGCAAUAGAUGAGACAGGAAUACUUACAGCCGUCCAAGGAACUUAUGGUUACCUUGAUCCUGAAUACUACUAUACCAGUCGACUCACGGAGAAGAGCGAUGUUUACAGCUUUGGUGUUAUCCUAGCAGACCUACUGACGAGGGUGACACCAGUUUUUUCUUCUCAUUCGUCGGAAAGCACAAGCCUUGCAUCACAUUUCGUGUCACUUAUAAGGGACAAUCGAUUCUUAGAUAUUCUAGAUACACAAAUUGUUGAGGAGGGAGGGGCCGAAGAUGCUGAGGUGGUUGCAAGACUCACAGAAGCAUGCUUACGUUUAAAAGGUGAAGAAAGGCCUACAAUGAGACAAGUGGAGACAACACUUGAAGAUGUGCAGAACUUAAAGGUCAAUCUCAGUUCUCAUAUCACAAGAGAGAACCAGAAUGCUAUAAAUGAUCAGUCAUACAAGGGAAGCAAAGGUAGCGAAGGAACUAGGCUGUACAGCUUGGAAAAAGAGUUCAACCAAUCAUCUGAAAUUCCAAGAUGAUUUUGCUUAUAUGGUGAAAUGUUGCAGUUACUAUUAUUAGUUUUGGUGCCAUACUGCAAAUCAAGUGUCAAUUGGGAACUCUGAAUUGUAGCUAUAUACGUAUGCCCUAUGCUAAUGGGUCAUGUAGAACCAUGUGAAAGUAAAUAAAAGUAAUUCAGUUACAGUUUCUAUAGUUAAA